This is a messenger RNA of Symbiodinium sp. CCMP2592, 333 nucleotides long. The record is from the annotation of a GenBank genome assembly. NCBI's taxonomy places the organism in Eukaryota, Dinophyceae, Suessiales, Symbiodiniaceae.
AUGAACUGCUCCGGUUAUACUUUCUGGCCCAAAAGGCCCUGCAUGAACACGAACAUCACGGCUCACAGCCAGAAUGUAGUCAUGCUGGAAAACUGCCAGCUCUUUGCUAGCACCAUGCAGCCCGCCGCCGAUGGAACAUAUUCCCGACGACCUGCCAAGCGGCACUCUGUUGCAUGCCCAUCCCGGCACCUCCAAGUUGAUGAAGGCCUCAACGUGCCGCCAAGUUGCGAGCUUCAUCGCGCCGUAUUUGGAGCACGGGAGAGAUCGCGCACGAAGCGGUCAAUGGGUCCAACCUUUCCAUUGUUCCUGGGAGAAACCAAGAACGAUAUGUGA